CAAACUUCCAGAAAACUGAAAAACAGCCGAAACACUGAGUUCCUUUACAUCCAGAUUAAACCCAGCUGGUCGCAGUUUCUUUUGAUUCAUAAUAAAUGAAACAUUUUGAUCUCUAAUGAUGGAAGAAUUUAAUGUUUCAGUUGAUUUUUGACUUUGAACUCACUUACUGCUGAAACAAACUACACAAAUAAACCUGAUUGAUUAAAAACUGAAAAAUACUAAUUUAUAAGAGACACCACACAGUAAACAUCAAAGGUUUAUCUAACAAUUCUUGGUUUAUUACUUUAAUAUGAAAUGCAAUGAAAACAGUGAGAUUAUUGUUAGUAAAUGGUCAGAUUUGGUUUGGAAUAAAGGUUUUGUUCAGAAUCGCUGGAUUUAACCGGAGCGUUCACAGACACCACCUGUUGCAUAAAGCGGCAUUUAUAAAUGAUAAGGUGUCUUUUUCCCGGGAUGAGGAGAGGAAUCCUUUAAUCUGUCUGGAUAAACGGCCUUCCUGCCUGAACAGAGGAAGGAUCAGACUGUUCUUCAGUCAAAUGUACAGCGGAGAAACGCUGCUUCCAGAGAAAGCCGCGUUUCCUGGAGGAGACAUAAACUAUUUAACCGUUUAUGAUGCUGAAAAGAAGCGAACGAGGCCUCAGAGGGGACCGGUGCAUUCCACGGUGCAGGAAGAAAACCCCCACAAUGCCCCUCUGUUGUUCCCGACAAUGUAAGGUGACACCGCUCCCCUCCUCCUCCCCGGCAGGGAUGAUCUGUUCUUUUCUCCAUAAAGUGGGAAAAAAGGGAGUGGGGCUGAAAUCGGAGCAGUUUCCUGGGAGGUGGAGGAGAUUUAUGGUCUGUUUGUGUGCGAGGAAGAGGAGGAGGAGGAGGACGAAGUGGGACGAAGGUCUGCAGAUCCUGGACGAGCCUGGGCUGAGGAAGAUCCUGAGGAGGAAGAGCUGAGCUCUCUGAGCGGCUGGACUUUGACUUGUUUCUGUUUGGAUCGCAGGACGGGAAAUAUCCAGGUGGGAAGGUGGGGGCAAAGGUCACUGCUGCCAUUUCUGUCCUCUAAAGCAGUUUACUCUGGUUUCUUCCUGUUUUCACUCACCGAGCUGCAGAAACGAGCGAACCCUCUGCAGGUCUGCUGAGCGCCGCAGAGCCGACCCAGCUGUUUGAGCUUCGAUCCGUUUCCACACAUCCAGCAGGUCGAAACGCCGCCGUCGGUUUUCCUGCUGCGGCUCCUGCAGCUCCGUGCUUCUCCGAGUUAGAAGCGAAACAAGCGCCGCCGCUUCGCUCUCGUUCCUCUGCAGGCGGUCGGUGGAUUUGUGGCUUUUGGAGGGUUUUUUUUUUUAGCUUCUUUGGCUUAACUGGAAGUCAGGAAGUGAGGAUCAGCCGACUUGUCCUCACACGCUGAAAAAUGACUCACUGGACGAACUCGGCUCAGUUCAAGGCAGUUUCUCCAUCCAACCGAAUCCACACGCAUCUGAAGGAAAGAAUCACCUCAGAAUGUGAAUAAUUUAGAUGAAAGGAUGCUGCAGGGAGCUGAAGACGGACUGAGCCCCACCUGAACCCCCGUCCCGACCCGACCGCCGCCGUCCCAUCAUGCACCUGCUGUGCCGCGGGCGCCUCAAGCUGCUGGUGGCGUCUCUGACCGCCGUCGUCCUGCUCACCUGGCUCUACCUGCUGGCAGGAAACCUGGAGAAUGGCCGCUCCCUCCUCUUGGCGCCCUGCUUGCCCGACACGCCCGCCGCACAGGUUCUGGAGCGAGCCGUCCUGGAGUCCCGGGUCCGAGAGGUGGAGGAGGAGAACCGGCAGAUCAAGCUGCAGCUCAGCCAGUCGCAGGGCGCCGCCCAGCUCUCUGACGGUAACUACGGCAACCAGCAGUGGGGCGCAUCAGCGGACACGGUGCCGGAGGACGGCGACAACACGGCGGAGGAGAAGAGCAACCACACAGACUGCUCCCGAUCGCCGCUGGUCCAGAAGUGUGAGCUGAUCCAUGUAGCCUGUGUUUGUGCCGGUCACAACGCCAGCAGAGACGUGGUCACUCUGGUCAAGUCCGUCCUCUUUCACAGGAGGAAUCCUCUCCACUUCCAUUUCAUCACCGAUUCGGUGGCCAGUCGGAUCCUCGGCUCCCUGUUCCGGUCCUGGAUGGUUCCGUCUGUUCAAGUCAGCUUCUACGACGCCGAGGAGCUCAAGUCCGAAGUUUCCUGGAUCCCCAACAAGCAUUACUCAGGUAUUUACGGCUUGAUGAAGCUGACGCUAACCAAAGCUUUACCGGCCGACCUGGCGAAGGUCAUCGUCCUGGAUACGGACAUCACCUUCGCCACCGACAUCGCCGAGCUGUGGGGCAUCUUCAAGAAGUUCACUGAUAAGCAGGUGAUCGGUCUGGUGGAGAACCAGAGCGACUGGUACCUGGGCAACCUGUGGAAGAACCACAAGCCCUGGCCGGCGCUGGGGCGGGGCUUCAACACGGGCGUCAUCCUGCUCUACCUGGAGCGACUCCGGAGAAUCAGCUGGGAACAGAUGUGGCGCCUGACGGCAGAGCGGGAGCUGAUGAGCAUGCUCAGUACGUCGCUGGCGGACCAGGACAUCUUCAAUGCCUUCAUCAAGCAGAACCCGGUCCUGGUGCACCAGCUGCCCUGCUUCUGGAACGUCCAGCUGUCGGAUCACACUCGCUCUGAGCAAUGCUACACCGAGGUGUCCGACCUCAAGGUGAUCCACUGGAACUCUCCAAAGAAACUGCGAGUGAAGAACAAACACGUGGAGUUUUUCAGGAACCUCUACCUGACCUUCCUGGAGUACGACGGCAACCUGCUGCGGAGGGAGCUGUUCGGCUGCCCGAGCCAGGCCAGUCCGGAGAGCGUCCGGCUGCAGGCGGCGCUGGAGGAGCUGGACGAAGACGAUCAGUGCUAUGACUUCCGGCGUGAGCGGCUGACGGUGCACCGGGUCCACCUGUACUUCCUGCAGUACGACUACACGCCUGCUGAGGACGACACCGACGUCACGCUGGUGGCUCAGCUGUCCAUGGACAGGCUGCAGAUGCUGGAAGCCAUCUGUAAGCACUGGGAGGGCCCCAUCAGCCUGGCGCUCUACAUGUCCGACGCCGAGGCGCAGCAGUUCCUGCGCUACGCUCAGGCCUCCGAGGUCCUCAAGAACCGCAAGAACGUCGGCUACCACAUCGUCUACAAAGAAGGCCAGUUCUACCCGGUCAACCUGGUGAGGAACGUGGCCCUGAGGAACGCCAACACGCCCUACGUGUUCCUGACAGACGUGGACUUCCUGCCGAUGUACGGUCUCUACGACUACCUCAGAAAGUCGAUCGUCCAGCUGGAUGUGGCUCAUACCAAGAAGGCUCUGGUGGUCCCGGCCUUCGAGACGCUGCGCUACCGUCUGUCCUUCCCCAAAUCCAAAGCCGAGCUCCUCUCCAUGCUGGACAUGGGGACUCUCUACACCUUCAGGUACCACGUGUGGCCGAAGGGUCACGCUCCCACCAACUAUGCUAAGUGGCGAACGGCGACCACGCCCUACAAGGUGGAGUGGGAGUCGGACUUCGAGCCGUACGUGGUGGUGAGGCGGGACUGCCCCGAGUACGACCAGCGCUUCGUGGGCUUUGGCUGGAACAAGGUGUCCCACAUCAUGGAGCUGGACGCUCAGGAGUUCGACCUCAUGGUCCUUCCCAACGCCUUCAUGAUCCACAUGCCGCACGCUCCCAGCUUUGACAUCUCCAAGUUUCGCUCCAGCUCCAGCUACCGCAACUGUCUGAACACGCUGAAGGACGAGUUCCACCAGGAUCUGUCCAGGAAGUACGGCGCCGCCGCCCUCAAGUACCUGACGGCCCAGAGGAACAUGUGAGCUCCAGACGGAGCGCUGAGGCCCGGAGCGCGUCUGGCGGAACCGUGAAGCUUUAUGGCCCGUCGGAGCGGCGGCGGCGGCGAAGGAAAACAGGAACCAUAACGGUUUUCACUUUGUUCUGACAAUCAGGGCUUUUCCCACUGGGAGCCAGUCCGGACCCGGCGCUCCGGGUCGAGGGAAACCAGUCGAGCUGGAGAACGAUUCAAGCCUUAUCAACUUCACGACAUUUACAAAGAUAUUUAAUAACACUUUUUUUGUUUUUUAAGGCAUAAAUCUGAACCAAUGAUAGCGAAACAUUUGCAUUUACAGAGUUUUGAUUACGGCUUUAUAUUUCUGGACGGGUUUAAGGGAAAAGAACCCGACGGUUUCCGGAUCAGAUCACGUUUCCGUGUGCUUUAAGUGUGUGUGCGAUCUGUCGCCGCAGCGACGCCACUCGGAGUCACGUCUGCUUCGUUCUGCAUGUAAACCGCUGCACCAGGUCCUCAUCUCAUCGCUCGGGUUUCACAGCGGCAAAGAAGUUCUGACCGGACCGACCGGGACCAACAGGAAGCUGGACUUUACGUCUGAGUCACUGGAUGUCUGCGCCGUCUACUGACCGUUUUCACUCGUCAUCCUGCUGAGUUUUACUCAUCCAGCUGAAAUUAACUCGUUUUUCCUGCUGCUGCGUCAAAAUUCUUCAUAUUUAAGGAAAUUCUGUGUUUUUUAGAUCCAAACACUGAAAAAACACAAAACUUUACCAAGUAACUUUGGUCGAGUUUCUGGUGCAAAUAUCCUAGUAAACGUUUCAGCAAGACACGGAGGCUUGUUUUAAUAAAUAAUUCCUUAAUUUUGUUCCAGUGGCAGAUAAAUGAACUUAAAAUGCUGUGAAACAAGAUGGCCGCCAUGGGCAUGAUGACAUCACUCUGAACGAUGGAGACCCAAGAACAUCAUUGGUGGGUAAAAGAAAUAAAAUCAAGUUAUGGCCCAGUCCUAGAUUCAACUAAGGUCAAAGGUCAUGAUUCAACGAUGACAGAGAGAAACUGGUCAAAGAUGGCCGCCGCGGGAGGAAUCCAAGACCAGAACCGGCGCUGACCCGUCUCAGAGAUCACCCCGAUGCUCUCCACGGUGGUGGCAGCAUGAUGCACUGGGAAAAUAAUAACAAACAUUUUAGUAAUUCCUCCUCUGAUUGGCUCAAAAAAAUUAUAAAAAAAAAAAAAGACAUUUUAGGAAAGUUGAUGAAAUCGUUCUGAAAAUAUUCAGUUUUCUCUUCGAUCCGAAACAUUUAAACAAAACAGGAAAUAAAUUUGUGUGAAGGGAAACUUUUAGGUCCCACCUGAUCGCCUGACUAUAAAAAAAAACUAUUUGAAUUCAUUAAUCUAUAAUUAAUCAUAAUCAGGGUAAAAAUGAAGAAUUCAUAAACAAACGAGCAGCAAGAAAAACAUCUUAAUUCCAGCUAGAUUUCCUGUUUUUAUUUAAUUUUUUAUGAAAGUAUUUAACGUUCAGAUUUUCUCCUCUGGACUUCGGUUUAAUUAAAAUUGUUAUUUUAUUUUUUUAAUCUUUGUUUUGUUUUGAACCGUUUCGUUUUUACGCCGCCGCCAUGUUGAGGGAAGCGUCGUCGCUGCGGCUCCCCGGCGGAGGAAACGUCCCGGUACCAAACGUCGGAUCGCGUCUGGCGCAGAGCGACUGGACCGUUGCCAUGGAGACCGUCGCGGCUCCGUCCACGCCGCCUCCAGCCUCUUGUUGUUGAUUGUGGUAAAUGCUAGUGCCUUUUGCUGUAUUGUGAAACUGGAUAUUGAUUGUACAGUCGUACGGACGGCGCGGCCUGGAACCGACAGGCUCUAUUUAUUAUUGUUGACUCAAAUCAAUCAUAUUUUUCUAUGUAAGUGCUUUAAAUAAAUUUGCCCUUUUCUAAUUA
This is a messenger RNA of Xiphophorus couchianus (Monterrey platyfish), 5722 nucleotides long. RefSeq names its product LARGE xylosyl- and glucuronyltransferase 2 (gene large2). The coding region runs from base 1579 to 3828 and encodes 749 amino acids. The record is from RefSeq and is a predicted model, not a curated record. NCBI's taxonomy places the organism in Eukaryota, Metazoa, Chordata, Actinopteri, Cyprinodontiformes, Poeciliidae. The transcript is spliced from 15 exons. Gene Ontology annotation, cellular component: Golgi apparatus. Gene Ontology annotation, molecular function: xylosyltransferase activity; glucuronosyltransferase activity. Gene Ontology annotation, biological process: protein O-linked glycosylation via mannose.